Molecule: messenger RNA, 819 nt
Organism: Mucor mucedo
Lineage: Eukaryota; Fungi; Mucoromycota; Mucoromycetes; Mucorales; Mucoraceae
Exons: 7
Coding region: 1-819 (272 amino acids)
Source: RefSeq, a predicted model, not a curated record
AUGACAACGAAAUGCUUUCAAUUUAGACAUCCCACCCGUCUUUUGAAACAAGAACGCGAAAAAGAAAAACAGAAUAAUUCGACUUUUGCACCUACAUACAAAAAGUCGCUUUCCGACAGUAUCAAAAGCGAAUAUCUAGAAAACUAUGCCAUCUUAUUAGUCAAGAUGUACAUAAUCAGAACAAUCUACGCCCUUGCCCAUUGGGAGGAGACCGAUGGCAGUGCCAAUGAAAAAAAAUGGCCGGAGAAAACCAAGACGGUAGCUCUUCCGACAUACUAUGUGUUGCGAAAGUGUAUCCAAUACGUUGGAUGCUAUCACUUUUUCUGUUUCUUGGAAGAGUCACAGUUUCAAGGCAAAGGAUUACCCAAGAAACACAUGCAAACAAUAAAAGACGGUCAACAUAGUAAGUACCAGACCAGACUAUUAAAAGCUGCUGGUAAAAGAUUCCAUGUCUUGUUCAAGGAGUUUAAGUACGGGGCUCUUGCUAUUGUAAUUCCUUACUCCGUUGCAGCCUUUGAACGAUGGAGCAGGGAAAAAUUCAAGAAGUUCAUUAGUGUUAUUAAGCAGGAUAAGGCCUUAACGAAGGAACUACAAGAUCUUCAGCUUCGCUCGACUUCUUUGAACAAAACUGGAGAAUUACACUACAUACAUUAUAAAGACAGCGACUACAUAUAUUAUAAAGACAGCGACUACAUAUAUUAUAAAGACAGCGACUACAUUUAUUGCAAUGAUAUUCAAAAUAAUAAAGAAGUUCACUUUUGCUACUUGGCUUUCAUUCAAGGUCGUAGUGUUUCAUUGAUCCUAAUUGUGACAAAAUGA